AUCACACUCGCUUGACGAAACUAUUGUUAAAAACGUCCAUAAUGCAUAAAAUAGUUCGUAAAGCUGCGAGUAUUAGUCAUCUCUAAUAUUUCGCCGUCUGGCGUGUUAAACAACAUAGCUUUACAGCAAAGCAGGAAAGUGUUCGUGGCCGUCGCGCACAUUAGUCCGUCAAUUUGUUUAGCUUUGAUUCACCAAGCGGUCGUCGUCGUCGGUGGUGGUGUUUGUGUGUGUGCUAGAAGAAAAAGUAGAUCAUCUCCGCGAACCAGAGCAUCGCGUUACAGCACACCGUUUCUGUAUUCUCCUCCAGGGACGGAAAUUCUUCUUGGCUGGGGGCCACACCAGCAGCAGCACAAUCCGUAAACCCACGUGAAGCAACCACAUUCACCGUCCCGGGUUAGGCGGAAGCGAAGUGCAAUGCACGGUACGACGGGCAGUGCAGUGAAAUGGUGUGUGAAUGGGUAAUGGGCAAGAAGCAAAUGAACGCGUGAAGUGUGUGUGCAUCGUCAUGACGGGUGCCUCCGAAGAAAGUAGCGAUUGAAAGAAAGUUGAUUGGUUCUGCGGAAGUUUGCCAGCCAGCGCCAGGUUGCACGCCGUUGAACGUGCCCGGGGGAGUAAAAAGAGUGCACUCGUGUGUGUGUGUGUGUGUGUGUGUGUGUGUGUGUGCGCGAGCGAGUGUGUUGUGAAUAGCGAAAAUAAAACGUCUUUCAAGGCUUUCUUGAAGUCGUGCCCCCGUGCAGGAAAGAGGAGCGUUUUUACAGCGUGAAGUUACAACGAAGUGCCACUGCCUACGGCCAAAUUAGAACGACGCGAUACAAUCAUCCGAUACACGGCAAACGAGGAGUCCGCUUCCUGGUGCCCUGCCAAAAGAAAACCAGCUGGAACCAGCACGUCCCAACACACGCACGAAUGCGAAUGGUAGACGCUGCCCCACGCACACCCGGUCACUUGCCAGAGCUGGGCGCUGAACUACCGCAGGACAGCGACGUCGCACGGUGGCCCACCAGCAGCGGCAGCAUGAAAUGAGCAGGCAGCAAUGGGUUCGCAAACGUUAAAAAUCCUACGACAGGGUGUGCUGGCCAGCUUGACCGGUGGCUGGUACUAUGACGUGCAUCAGAAUGUCUUCUGCAAUGCCGUCCAUCUGUACAUCUGGCUGUUUCUGUUGUUCCUUCCGUUCAUCAUUUAUAUGUACUUCCCGACCACCGUAGCCGUAUGGAGCAUUUACUGCGUGCUGAUCGCGAUCAUCAUCACCUUCUUCAAGAUGGUGAAUGUGGCGCUGCACCGCAUGUACGACCGGGCGCGGACGCUGUCGGAAACGAACCUGAAGAAGCCGGGCAGUGCCAACUCCGGGAAAGCACCGCGCGAAGCAGACACCGGCAUCGGAAUCGGUGGCUCGGGUGACGAUGAGCCGGGCAUUGAGAUGCAAAUCCUUGGCACGGUGGAAGUGGUCGGCGGUACGCCCCCGGUGAACGCAUCGUCCCGCACGUCGGUCGAGCAUCAUAGCGACGAAAACAGCUACGCCAAUAGUGCGAUCUCGAUCGACUACCAGGAGGUGACGAGUACGAUCGAUCUGAAGGUGGACGUACAUCGGAAGAACAGCUCCGAGUCGAGCGACAGUGGGCUGAGCGGUGCAGCGGCCGGUGCGACGGGUAGCGGCGGUGGUGGUACCGCUAGUGGAAGUGUCGUUCCGUCGGCAGCUUGCAGUGACGCAUGCUUCAGAAGCGAUCGAAUCGCGGAAGCAAACAACGAAACACCGUUCGGUGCGCCGGUGGUAAGAUGCGGCAUACCGGUGCAAACGCACACGGCGGAAGGGUGCGGUGCGGGAGGCAGCACGCACAAACGCUCCCUGUCCACGCCGAACCAGGAUCGGUUUUCCGAGUUGGUGCUGGAAACGGUGAUGCGCGAGAUGACGCGAGAAUUCGGUGAUCUUCCGCUGGCGGGCGAUGGUGCAGCUGGUGCGAGUAGCAACACGAAGGGAGAGUCGGGGACGGGUACGCGAGUGCUGGGCGGUGCCCAAUCGAACGCCUCGUUGCGACGCCAUCAGUACAAAUCGAAGCGGAAACAGCGCUUCAUGAACAGUCAGCUACAGCGCCAAAUAUCGCUCGACUCGGAGAAGCUGAACGGCGGCAAUGUGUUUGCGGCGGACGAACAAUCCGCCGGUGGCGGGCAGCCGGUGGCCCGAGCGGAUGAAGAGGCGACCGACGGUGGGGCGCGUAAUCGCCGCCGGCCGGGUUUGGGUACGGUCGGCGCGGAAGGCGGCAUGCAGCUGCAAAGGCAUCUGAGUUCGGAGGACCAAAAUAACAAGUCGGUCGGUUCGUUGUUUCACCAUCAGCUGCACCAUCAUCACCACCAUCAUCACCAUCACCAUAUGCUUGCGAUGCAGAAUCUCGAUCCGGACCUGUACCUGGAUCACAACUACACUAAGUCGGCCGUACAGCUGGCGAUGGCGGACACGGGCAGUGGGAACGAUUCGGCCAACAGCAAGAUCACCUACCUCCUGCACCAAGCUACCCCGAUCCGGCGGGAUUCGAGCAGUACCAUGUCGGCGUUACAGCUGCCAACGAUUGCGAGCAGCAGCGGUCCGGCGGGCGGUUCGAUUGCCGGCGGUGUGUCGGGCGAUGGCGUGGGGACGGCCGGGUGCGAUCGGACCGUCAGUAGGGGUGGCAACAACGCGUCCGGCAAACGACGCCGGCACUCGAACACUACCAACAGUGGCAAUGGUGGAUCGGGCCGGCCACUGCCCCGCUCACUGACGUCCGUGAGGCGAAUCAAAAGUGCCGCACUGGAAACGUGCAGUCCGGCCUCGAUACCGAACCUCACGCCGACCCACCCGAACAGUGUGGAGGUGAUCGGUGGGCUAACGCUGCGCAACCCACGCCAUACGGUGCUGCCACCGCCGAGCAAGUGCUUAUCGCGCAAUCCGUACCUGAACUUGUUUACGAAAUCAAACGAAGGCAGCAGUGGAACGGGGCUGGUGGACGUGUGCGGCGGCGGUGCUUCGUCCAGCUUUAUCGUUCAGCAUGGUUGUGAUAGUGCGGCUGCCUUUGAAUCGGUGCUACCGGGCGCUACGAACGCCGGCAGCGACCCGGUCUAUCCGAUCGCGGAACAGUCGGAUGAAAGUACGCCGGUAAAGAGUAGUGCGGCUGGUGGUGGUGGUGGUGCGGCACGGAUGGUGCGAGACGAAAACACGCCACCGGUACAGCGUUUCGAUCUGCAUUCCGACUCGGACGAUGACGGGCUGGAGGACGACGAUGACGAGGAGGAGGAUGAUGAUGAUGACGAUUUAGAGGACGAUGGUGAUGGUGAGGAGGACGAGGAAGAGGAAGACGACGAGGAGCAGGAAAUAAACAUCGAUGGUGAGGAGGGGCCGCAAGAGCAGCGUACGACUGAGCAAACGAAGGUAGAGGACACUCACUAUCCAGCGGAAGAACUGAAACCGAACGCACGGAUAGGUGAUAGCGAAGAGGAUCUCACACUGCACGACCAACUACGCCGAUUGCACCAUCAACAGCAGCAACGGCAGCAAAAAAGAGUGCCCGAAGCGGAACCGGUUCCGCUGGAGGAGGCUGGAGCUCCCGGUGUCGAAUCCGACAUCGAGCAUCCAGACAGUGGGCUUCAGUCGACCGAUUCCGACACGGAAACGAAUGCCGGUUCCCGGUCGCCCUUGCUCGAACCGCGCGCACACCGAACGCAUUCCGAGCAGGCGGUCGGUGCGGCGGCCACGCUAGUGGAAGCGAAAAAUCCUGCAUGCUGUGCCAUAGUGCCUCCGAAGCUGAUCGGCAACAGCGAGGUGAAGAAAACCGCCUCGAGUCCGACGAUCAGCUGUAGCGACAGGUGCACCGACACGGUGCCACACCAGCACCGGCUCCGUUCGCCGCUCGCCAAAGCGUUCGAGGAGCCGGGCUGUCUGUCGUCCAGCGACUGGGAGCAGGCGAGCGCUAGUUCGAAAGAUUUGCUCAUCGCAAAGGACAGUCAAGGCACGACGAUGGUCAAGGAGGGUGGAGGUGGAACUGGACUGAAAAAAUCCGUAACCGGAAGUGAAUCGGAUCCACAAAUUCCUGGUUCGAGUGGAACGACGAGCGGAAAAGCGAAGGUAAAGGAUGACGGUAGUAACACGGGUGCCGGCAAUUCAGCUGCCGCGGAAGCAGCAAACGAUGGCGGAUCUUCCCUCUCGGUGACGCAGGUACAGCAGCGCAAUUUGGGAGCGAUUCCGAAAACAUCACCCCCAGGCCGCAGUGCCAGCGUUCGGCGGUUAAGCGUGGAGGAAAACUAUCCCAGCGCGAGCAGCAAAAUCUACAACCGUUCGCUCUCCCAACGGUUGCUGGCGGAGCGUAUACCGGAAAACUCAACGGCCGCCCCGCUAAUUACGUUCCUAAACUAUCGCUCGGAUGUGCCAAUUCCGCCGAUAUAUCUGCCGGGCAACAGUGCGCUGUCCGAGCAGCAAACGGCCAGCUUUACGUUUCGGCGACCCGCACCCCUACCGGCGCGUCCCUACCGGCACCUAAACUGUCGCCUGCGGAUGCUUAAACCGGACGGAGCGAACGGUGGUGAUGGUGGUGGUCCGUCUGCCGGAGGCAGUGGACCGUCGGCAACGCAGCCCGGUGUAUCGUCUUCGUCCGCCACGUUCGGCGAUUGUUGGCGAGAUGAUGAUAAUAACAAUUGUAAUUACUGUCUGGAUGCGCUUGAAAAUCCACAAUCUCGGCUACAGUCGAUCGCAGCGAGCACGAGCACUUCCGGUGCGAGUGGGUUUAUCGGGUCGCGCAACAUCUGUCACGAUGCGCUAAUGCCGGGAGCCGUCGCUGAAAUGCCUUUAAGCUUCUACGUCACGGAUGAUUCGGAUCGGUGGUUACGGUGCGCGGCCAAUGUGAUAAAGGAGCGGUUCGGUGCGCUGAAUCCGUUGAAUCCGUAUCUGCACCAUCAUAUGCACCAUCAUCAUCACAACCAUCGCACGAUCAGCAUCAGUGGACCGUCGACGAGCGGCACGGGUGGAGUGGUAGGAAGCAUCGGUAGCAUGGGCGUCGGUGGCAGUGGGCUUGCGUCCGGUGGACCAACGGUUGGGACGAUCUCGUCCGCCGGGGACGAUUUUAACACCGCGUCCAUCAACUCGGGCAGCGGGAUUGCGGACAAAACGAUCGUGGCGUCGACCGAUUGCAGCUUGUCGCGGGCGCAAAGCACGAUCGAUGUGGUGCCGCAUUCCAUGUUUGGCGAAACCGGUCCGAAGGUGCGCCCGAAGCGGUACUACAAGCUGUCGCUGCGGUUUCUCUGCUUCCGGGAGCAUCUGAACAUUUCGAUGAACCGGUUGCAGCUGUUGGCGCUGUUCGACCGGGACACGAGCUGGGCCCAGGUGGUGCUGGCGAUCGCCCUCUGUACGCUCGUGUCGCUGCUCGGCUCGCUCGUGCUGUACCUGAAGUUCUACGAGGAUCUGUACGCGUUCAUCUUCUGCUUCGUGAUUGCCGGCAGCCAGUAUUCGCUGCUGAAAAGCGUCCAGCCGGAUGCGGCCUCCCCGAUACAUGGGUUCAACAAAACCGUCACCUACUCGCGCCCCAUCUACUUCUGCCUCUGCUGUGGACUGUUGCUCGGUGUGCAUCAGCUGUUGCGCGAGUACCAGCUAGGGCUGGGACCGGGCAGCACCGUUUCGAUGGUGCUGUUCGGCUUUCCGAUCUCGAUCGUCGCCUUCCUCCAGUCGGCGCAAACGAUUCUCGCGGUGGUGAUACUGUCGUUUCCGCUCCUGUUCAGCCUGGGACUGUUCCCGCAGAUCAACACCUUCACCAUGUACUUCCUGGAGCAGGUCGACAUGCAUCUGUUCGGGAGCAAUGCGUCCUGCAGCCUGCUCGCCUCGUUUCUGUCCGUCGUCCGUUCGAUCGUCGCCUGCACGCUGCUGUUCGGGCUGGUGUACGGUGCACUGUUCGAAGCUGGCACGCAGCACGUCCUGUUCUCGAUGUACUGUGCGUGUCUCGUGACGGUUUCGUACCAUCUGUCGCGGUGCGCCAGCGAUUACACCUACAUCUGGGCGGUGAUAAAAUCCAGCCUGUUUUCCCACCCCGACUACGACGACACAUCGAGCAAGGAAGAUUCGAAGAUAUCGUCCGAUUCGUGUGACGACGCGCCGAAGGAGCGGCGCCAUUCGGGUGGGGAUGGUGGUGGUGGUGGUGGUGGUGGUGGUGACGGUUCAGCCCGGUCGACCGAUGAGAUGAACCGCGACUUCGACGAGGAGGCAGGCCGGGAUGCCGCUUCGAAGGAGUUGGACGACCCUUUGCCGAGGAAGCUGCAGGACACGGUAACGGCACGGCUGAAGAACGAUGCCGUGGUGUGCGUGGUACUGUCGGUGGCCAUGUUUAGCUUGCACUGCAGCACGGUGUUUACGGUGCUGCAGCCGGAAAUCAACCACGUGCUGCAUACCGGCGCCUGCAUCCUUGGCUUUCUCAUGCACUACGUCGUGCCCCAGCUGCGCAAGCAUCUGCCGUGGCUGUGCAUCGCGAAGCCAAUCCUGAAGCCGGAAGAGUUCGGCCUGUUCGAGGUGCACAAGCUGUCCAAGAUCAUGUGGUUCGAGACGAUGUACGUGGUGCUGUGCUUCGUCGAGCGGAACAUUCUCUAUCCGCUGAUCUUCGUCAGCGCGCUCACGGCUGACUGUGAGCAGAUUGCCGGGAAGUUUGGUCUCACGCUCGGUUCGAUCCUGAUUGUAGUGUGCAGUUUGAAGUGUGUUCGUAACGCGUACUCCGAUACCGGCAGUCAGUACAUUAUACUCAUCUUUACGGUGCUUUUCUUUCGGCUCGAUUACAAAAUGUCGAGCGAAACGUUUCUGUUGGACUAUUUUCUCAUCUCGAUCCUGUACCGCAAGAUUGCUGAAUUUCUGCUAAAGCUGCAAUUCGUAGUCACGUAUAUCGCCCCCUGGCAAAUAACGUGGGGCUCAGCGUUUCACGCAUUUGCGCAACCGUUCAGCGUGCCGCACUCCGCGAUGCUGUUCCUGCAGACGGCGAUCAGUGCAAUCCUAUCGACGCCACUCAAUCCAUUUCUUGGUAGUGCCAUAUUUCUCACCUCGUACGUACGUCCGAUUAAGUUCUGGGAGCGUGACUACAACACUCGGCGCAUCGAUCACUCGAACACCCGGCUAAGCUCGCAGCUCGAGCGCGACCUCGGUGCGGAUGAUAACAACCUAAACAGCAUCUUCUACGAACACCUGACGCGCUCGCUGCAACACUCGCUGUGCGGUGACCUGCUGAUGGGUCGCUGGGGAAACGUCAGCCAAGGGGAUUGUUUCGUGCUUGCCUCCGAUUACCUAAACUGCCUCGUACACAUUAUCGAGCUCGGCAACGGGCUGUGCACAUUUCAAAUGCGUGGUCUCGAGUUUCGGGGCACGUACUGCCAGCAGCGGGAAGUUGAAGCAAUCUCGGAGGAGGUUGAAGAUAAUAUUGGAUGCUGCUGCUGCGCGAUCGGUCGUUUGCCGCGUAUGCUAAGUGCCAACGCAAUGUUCACGACACGCUGGCUCGCCUGGCAGGUGAUGGCAUCGAAGUACGUGCUGGAGGGAUACUCCAUCUCGGAUAACUCGGCCACCGCCACGAUGCAGGUGUUUGAGUUCCGCAAGGUGUUAAUCUCGUACUACGUAAAGAGCAUCAUCUACUACACGCUACGAUCGCCGAAACUGACGAGCUGGCUCCAGUCGCAGGCAAUUGAGGAAGCGCUCGAACACACCACCGACCGGCAGUUUGUGGAUUUGGAUCCGGUGUUCAACAUCAAUCUGGACGACGAUUACGAUUCGCGGGCGGCGGGCAUUACGCGCAGCAGCUUCUGGUGUGUGUACGGCGAGUGGAUACAGUUUUGCAGCGACAAGAAGCGUCAGCAGCUGCAGGCGGCCCUUAACGAGCGUACGCCAAGAAAAACCACGGGCAGUGCAGCUAAAAACGGAGCGUCUGGUGAUGCUAGUACAGGAGGCAAUUGUGUCGUUUCGUCAUCGUCCAACGCGAACGUUACCAAGGCGGAGAGUGGUGGUAGCAGUGGUGUGCUGAAGGAAGGAAAGGCGCCUUCGGAAGGUACGGGCGCCACUACCACUGGAUCGACUGCGCUGGUGGACGGUUGGGUGGAAGGAUCGGCGGCAGACGGCGGUGGUGGUGGUUCGAAUAAGGCAGAAUGCGGUGAGCCUAGUGGAGGGAAUGGAAACAGUGGGCCAGCGGGAGCGUCCAGCGGAGCGAACGGUGCUGGAUCGUCGUCGACAAAUGGAUCGAACGGUACCGCGAAUGCCUUUUUCAAAUCGACGCGCGAUUCGUUGGUGACUUCGCUGUGCAUGUCGUUGGCACUUUUGGCCCGACGAACGCUCGCCACCGCCAGCCACAGCUCAUCGUGCGGGGUGGAGUUCUUUCUGCACGGACUGCACGCACUGUUCAAGGGCGACUUUCGCAUCACCUGCCCGAGGGACGAGUGGGUGUUUGCGGACAUGGAGCUGCUGCACGGUGUUGUAGCGCCCGCCGUACGAAUGUCCCUGAAGCUGCACCAAGACCACUUUCUCUGUCCGGACGAGUACGACGAUUACGGCAACCUGUACAAUGCGAUCGAUUUCCACACCAAGGAGCUGGUGAUAUCGCACGAGGCGGACCCGCUGUGGCGCAACGCGGUGCUGCGCGGUACGCCCAACCUGCUCGCCCUGCGUCACGUCAUGGAUGACGGAUCGGAUGAGUAUCGGGUGAUCAGGCUUACGAAACGAUUUCUCACCUUCCGGGUGAUUAAGCUGAACCGUGAGUGCGUGCGUGGACUGUGGGCCGGCCAGCAGCAGGAGCUGAUCUACCUGCGCAAUCGCAAUCCGGAGCGGGGCAGCAUACAGAAUGCGAAGCAAGCGCUGCGCAACAUCAUCAACUCGUCCUGCGAUCAACCGAUCGGGUACCCGAUCUACGUGUCGCCGCUGACGACGUCGUACGCGGAAACGAACGCACAGCUGUGCCGCAUCAUUGGCGGUGAAAUCACGCUGGAAAAAAUACAAUCCAUGCUGAUCCGCACCUGGAAGCGGAUACGGCAGCGCUGCCGGGAAGGUUGCAGCAGCGGCAGCGCCAUCAUCGAGGGCGAGAUGACGGAAAUGCAGGGCGUGUACUGCAACACGCCGACACCGAACAACACGCUGUCCGGUACGGCCGGUACGCUGUCGUACGGCAGUCAAAACAUGUCGAUCUCGGGCGCGGUGGCGAAUCGGGGCAGUAUGGCGAGCAUUAACAAACCGACCAGCUCGACACUGUUGGCCGGCUUUUUGAUACGCGAGCGGGAUGCCGAGCGGGAAGCGAUGGCGCUGGGUCUGACGUCGGCCGGUAUGCGUGAGCGCAACUCGAUCGCUAAGCGAGCCGCGGGAAGCACCAGCAAGGAUCGGAUCGAUUGGGGCGCGCUGCAGAUAAACAAGCGCGAUUCGUUCCGCGAGGUGCUGGCGGAAGCGGUUGCCGCUGCGGCCGGUGGCAGUGGGAACGAUAGUUCGGUCGGUGCGGAUGAUGAAAGCCAAAGCACGGCGGGCGGCAGUCCUAGCGCGACGCUGAAACCACAGGGCAGUGUCGAGUCGACGUCCGGUCUGGCGGCCGCCGGGUACAUCCACAAAGCGAACGUUCCCUCGUCGAUGCUCUCUGGCGGUGGGCCGGGCUUUAGUUCGGCGCUGGCCGGUGGUGGUGCGGGCAGUGGGGUAGCGGCCGGCAGUCGCAUCCCGGGAGUGCCGGGCACGCUGACGUUUACGCUCUCACCACCGGACGAUGCGCCGUACUCGUUGUUUGUGAUGGCCGAGGCGCAGGCGGAUGAGGCGAAGGCCGGCAUUCAGUGGCUGCAUUCGCCACCGGCGAUCGGCCUGAACAAGAAGGUUAUCAUCGUGGAUGCAUCACAGAUCUACGACUGUCUAGACCUUGGCCGUCGUAUCGAUGUAAGCUGGCCCAACGAACAGUUCCGUGCGAGCGGCGGGCGCUCGUCGUGGAAGGACUGGAUCCCGCAGGAAGGUAUGGUGGGCAACGUGGUGCACUACUGGCAACCGAACCAUCCCGACCAUCACUUCCGCUCCAACGUGAAUCGUACCAUUCUGCUGGUGAAGAUCGGCGAACGCCAUGUACCGAUCGGUGAGAAAGGCAUCAAGGAGUACAACACAAUCGGGUUGGCUGCGACGGACCCUCUCACAGCCAUCGGGCAGGGUGACGAUGCUGGCGCUACACCGGCACGCCAGCAUUCGCUGGAAGCGGGGGCUUCCGGUGAAACUGUUACACCAUCGGCAGAACUACCCACGAACGAGCUGCAAACGAAUCAGUGCGAGGAACAGGUUAGUUCCACCUCAUGCGAAACCGCUAAUCGGAGUGUUGUUGAAACCGCACCAAAGGGAGAGUUGGAGAAGAGUGUGCCGGAACCGGAGACGACGUCCUCAGUGGAUGCGGCAUCAUCGACAGUUGCGAAAAAGUAACUGCUGCUACUCGAAAGACAUCACAGGUACUGUGUGCUGCGGUAGAGCAGGUAGAGGCAUUCAGUAAUGUUGUGUUGUAAAUAGCUAUUCGCAUCAUCGCCUUAUUCAUGUUAUAGUUGAAUUACACGUUACGUAAAUCGUACUGCGUCGGUUCGAAUACUAUGGAGCAGUACCGCUGUGUUAGGAUAGUGGCCGCCGGAUGUUGCGAGAGGUUCCUAACUAAAAGUCAGCCGUCGUUCGGACACCAUGCAAAACCGAAAUGAUCGAGUGAGCCGUUUGCUGAACAGUUUUGUCAGUAUUGCCGAACCGAAUAUGUGUCGUAGCGUUCUCAAAGACACAAAGACACACACAGUCAAACCAUCACUUGUUUUUAUGCAAUAGCAGGGUUUUCCGGUUUUAAAUAUCUCCUUACUGUUUCACGCGUAUUAUGUUAACUGUUUUUUUAAAUGAAACACACAAGCCACAAUAGUUUCGUCAUACAACCGAAAUUUUAUGCUGUAUUUCUGUUUGCGUGCGCUGUUUAUUUAUGAUAGGCAUUUAUCAUAUUACCAGCACCAGUUGUGGCAGGCAAUAUCGGUCCACCCUUCAGCAUGGUUUCGAUACUUUUCUCCUUCUUUACCUAGCUAGCAAAAGUAAAAAUGAAAUGAAAUGCAAAAAUCGGAUGUACCGCAGGGAGAAGAAGGCGCCGGGGUAGAUAUGGCUCUGUUGUGCGCGUGUGUAAAAAGGGCGCGUCCCUUUCCCCUUCCCCCCACAAAAAUCAAUGGAAUCGAAAAAUAAAAACCGACACACACACACACACACACACACAAGGGAUCGCGAUGAAUUGUGAUAAUUAACAUGUAAGUGAAGAAAUCAUAUAUCGUUGUAAUAUAGAUAAAACAAAGAAGAAGCAGAUGGAAGAAAAAGGCUUGCCUCUAAUACGCUUUAGGAAUGGGUUUUAUGGAUUGUAAAUGAAUAGAAGAAAAUGAAGAAAACAUAGAUAGGACCAGAACUAAAUCAUACGAAGGAUUUAAAUAGAACGAAACAAAGCUAACACAACAAUGCUAUCGACAAACACUCGUUUACAAACUCGUUAUACCGAAACAAAGCAAAGAAAACAAAAAAAAUCGUUGAAUUAUUAAUAUUGUAGAACACACACACACACAAACACACUCGAAGUUGACGGAUACAACCCCGUUGCAAAAUGCAAGGCACAGGCCCAGUUCCCCCAGGCUCCUCACCGACGCAUAGCACGUCGGGGGAAAAAAGCGGGAAGCGAACCCUGCACACUGACUGGCAUUAAGCGAAUAAGAGAGGAUUGCUGACGGAACUCCUUGUUUUCGUACAAUGUGCGCCCCGUUCGUUCGCGCGCGAUUGAUUUUUUUUAUAGAGUAGUUAGCCUAGUUAGUUAAUUACUUUACACCGAAUUAAUCUAAACAAACAAAAACGGGAACGCGGGAAUAGACGGUAGAUUGUUAUCAAAGUAGCACGGAAACGGAGCCGCCAGUCCAUGCAAGCGGGACAAGCUGGAGUUAUAGAAUCAAACGCAUAGCAACGCGAGAGAGAGAGAGAGGGAAAGAUGCGAUAUAAAAGCUGUUUUUACUGUCUAAACUAGAGCAUGUUGAGUUGUUCCAUAUAUACAUAUACUAUUUCGCUUUUGUAUGUAUAUAUCGGUUUAAUUAGGAAUGAAAUGAAUUGCAAUGGAAGCGGGACGGCAGCGCAGCCACAUCGAGAGCAAGAGAAGCACACUUGCGCAAACCGUACACACGGGCAUGAUCAUAUACAAUACAUACAUACAUACUAUAUACUGUAUUAAAAACCGGGCAACUAAAACACUAUCAAGCGACCAUAGGAUAGUGAUCGAAAACCAAAACAAACGACCGAAUCUAUCGUGUGAAUAUAGGUGUGAGUGUGCGAGCCUGAAUCUUGGAGCCUUGGGGCUUGCGGGGUAGUAUUGUUUCCUGUUUUCCUGUUACAAUGUAAUCAAACUCUCGCUCUUGGAAAUCUAAAACACACACACACACACACGCGGACACGGAUUCACAAGUUAUGCCUUUUUUAACAAAACAAAAAUAAAAACAAAAAAUGAUAAAAGUUUUUCAAAACGUA
This is a messenger RNA of Anopheles stephensi (Asian malaria mosquito), 12487 nucleotides long. It is a transcript of the gene pcx, whose product is annotated as protein pecanex. Gene Ontology annotation, cellular component: endoplasmic reticulum; membrane. Gene Ontology annotation, biological process: endoplasmic reticulum organization. The transcript is spliced from 10 exons. Lineage: Eukaryota; Metazoa; Arthropoda; Insecta; Diptera; Culicidae. The coding region runs from base 1034 to 10399 and encodes 3121 amino acids. The record is from RefSeq and is a predicted model, not a curated record.